Pelagomonas calceolata is the source of this 1993-nucleotide messenger RNA. Lineage: Eukaryota; Pelagophyceae; Pelagomonadales; Pelagomonadaceae. The record is from the annotation of a GenBank genome assembly.
UGCUACGCUAGGUCUCCCAAAAACACUGUUCUGGCGCCGCAGCGGUGCUCACUGCUCGCAAUUCUGACAUUAAUUACUGCUGCACCCACCUUCAGUUAGAUUCGCGGCACAAGAAGGCUGCCCAAUGUUGCCAAGCGCAAUCUAGGGCAGCCGCAAAAAUGCAGCAGCUCUGGCAUCUGUGGCCGCAUACCAAGCAAUACCUCUACCUGUGCGUAGCAGCCGUGCUGGCGCUCUACCUGCACACGAGUGACGAUGCGACAGCGUUGCGAUGCGGCACGAUAGUCGCUGUCAGCGUGCUACCCGCGUCGGCGCACGCGCCGGCCGCCGUCGUCGCGUCGAUGCUGCUGCCGCCGCUCGACGGUACGGCGGCGCUGCCGCCAUAUCUCCGCGUGCUGUUGUCGCGCGCUGGCCUCGCGGCGACGGCGGCGCUUCAGCUCGUGGCCCUCAGCUUGCUCAGCAAUCGGCGGUGGCGCGCGUCGCUCGGCGGCGAGCGCUGGGCGCCGGCGCCGCGGUGGGUCGCGCAUGCGGUUCUACUGAGCCGCUGGGCCAACGUCGUGGUCUUUGGCCUCUUCGCCGGCGCGCUGGGCGGCCACGCGGCGCGGCGGCGAAACGAGGACCGCGCCUUUCCCUAUCUCGCGGGCCAAUACUACGCCGCGCACCUCGCGUCGGCGCUCUGCGCGUCCGUCUUGGCGCUGCUGGACCGCCGCGCGCGCCACGCGUCCCUGGCCCUGCUCCUCGCGCCGUCGCGGUACGUGAACUGGGCGCUGCAGACGCGCGAGGCCGUCGCCGCGGGGCCGCACCCGUUUCCGCUAUUCGCGUUGGCUGCCGCGUGCGAGGCGUUGCGUAUUGCCUACGGCUACGCCUACGCCUUGCAUGGCAAGGGGUGGCGUUUUCCAAACGCCGUACCGCUCGCGACGGCUUGCCUCGAAACGGCGGCGUUCCUGCGCGCCGCCCUCGCGUCCCGCCUGCUCUUCACGCGCUGGCUCCGGGCGCCGCAGUUGGUGCAGGGUGGUUGUUUUGCGCUCGAGGCGUUCUUGACUUACCGACGGCACCGCUCGCGUGAUGACGUGUGGAUCAACAGGGGCGCUCGGGCAAUCGUGGGCCGCGUCUACGCGCCGGAUGAUCAGGGAGAGAAGGUGGACGUCGACCUCGACACGGCGCCGGGAACGUGGCGGCGGCGCGAGGCCACAUUCCGCAUCGCCGACGGAUUGGAGAGAGUCAAGAUCCAGGGGGCCAUGCGCGAGGUGUGUCGGGUCGACGGCACCUCGAUCUUCGGGGUGGAGCGGUGCGUGGCGAAGGCCUACACGCGGGAGACGCGCGAGUGGCUGUGGAGCAAUCAGGGCGUCGGCGACGGCGUGUAUUUCCGCGACGUGCACGCGCACCGCGUGGCCGGGAAAUACGCCGCAGACUUUAACGCCAAGGCCCCCGGAGUCAGGGUAGAAGUGGUCCCGGCUGUGGUGGUGGAGGUGCUCGAAGUCAAAGGCGACAAUGAGGACGCGGAGUUCACGCUCGGCAGCGACCGGAAAUAUUUGCACGUCGAGCCCUACAUCGAGGGCGCAUUGGAGGAGUUCUCGAAAUUCAACUCCAAUACCUUCUUCGCCGAGCUGUUACUGUCGGACCGACACGCGGACCCCGUCGCCGAGGCCUACUCCCACUUCACCUGGGCCGCGUCGGCGGGUAAACUCGUGGUGAGCGACGUGCAGGGCGUGCGGAGUAUGAAUACAUUACACGUCACGGACCCGCAGAUCCACACGUCCGGACCGUCGGACGCCUUCGGCGCGGGCAACGGCCAGAGCGAGGAGAAUAUUCGCGCGUUCUUCGCCUCGCACGAGUGCCGCGGCAUCUGUUCAAAGCUGGGUCUUGCCCACCCCUUCCCCGACGACGUGAAAAAAGGUCUGGAAACAGUCUCCUCGGGGUUCUCGCUGCGGCCGUUCUUCACGCGCCAGGACUACUUCCGGAGGGCCGCGGCGUCCUCGAAAUUCAAGUAACAUUA